UCCACUCACUCCCCCAACUGGAUGGAUGGAUGUGGUAGUAUAGGUAUGCCAACACUCUUUUAUUUAGACCGCUCGACCGAAUCAGUCAAUCAAUCAAUCAUAAUCAUUCCACCAUCGACAUCGACAUGCUGCUCCAUAAACAUUUCAAUGUCUUGUCCUGUUUUCCCAGAGAAAACUUUAAGUUCGCAUCACGGAAAUGAAAUGAACUCGGAAAAAAGCACUCAUUUAUUAUUUGAGGGAAUAGUAGAAGUUGACGUGGCGGAAAUGCCUCACCAUUUCGACGUGCCGUCCGACAGAGGAUUGUGUCGGAGUGAUUUGCAUAAAAUGUGCUAAGCCUCGCGAGAAUGCCUUACUUAUUUGUCGACAAUUAUUAAAGUGGACCUCAACAGACCCCAAGAAAUAGUUCUUCGGAUCCGACACUUGACCAGCGCACGAUGCGAGGGCCAACUGCUGCUCAAACUCCACCUGAAAUGUAUGCAAAAUGGCGCAUUAGCAUUUCAACAAUUCACAAACGAAAAACAACCGAAAGGAACCCAACCCCCCACAAAGAACAACAAAAAUUGAUUGUACCGUGCCAUCUCUCCCACCCCACCCAACCCAAGGCUUGGGCUCGGGCCAGAACACGUCCUGCUAUGCCUAUAAUUUCGUUAUUUCUGACCAGUUGAGUGUUGUCCGUCGUCGCGGAAGGUUCAAGCCGGUUGUAACUCGGAAGUUUUUUGUUUUAGUGUCGACCCCCAACCGAUUCGUCCGUUCACCGGUUCAGUUUUUUCUUCCGUUUUUAAACUUUUUGACGGUAAAGUUUCUUUGGUUUUCGGGUGCAGUGACACAGCAAAGAACACAGCGGAUAUAACGAAACAAAACUAUUUGUAAGUGCGCCAUUUUGCAGAGGUGCUUCAGAAGUUGUUAUCAAAUGUUUUCUUUAUAUAAUCGAUCUUUGAGUUCUGCAAUACGAGAGCAUGCUUCAGGAAUGGGGGAAGGGGACUCUGCAGGAACCGCAUUUAAUUGACCUACUUGGGGGUUGCCUUAUCCUCGAAUCGCAUUUGCUUUCAGCUCAACUGUAAAAUAUUACAUUAUUUCAUGUCAGAUAUUGGGGACAGCACCCCCUUCCCAGUCUCGUAGCCAGCCACUGGCCAUUUUGUUGUGUGCCGAAUGUGUGAGAUAUGCGAAUACUUUUCGGCCUGACUGUGUACAAACAAUGCGGACAAGUUGGCCCACUUAUUGGCCAAGUUCUUGAGACUUUAUCACGCACAGCAUUUCCCUACACACCACACGUUUUCAUGUUUUACCCCAAAACCUAAUGAAGGUUAAAGUUUUCGCACUUGCAUGACGUCAUUUAAGCUGGAAAUGCAACAGCCAGGGGGCUGGUCACUUUACCUGAUGAGGUGCCUAAAAAUAGCCAUGGUGGGAGGUACCCAGUGAAAUGGCUUUCGGGUAAUUAAGUCAAUCCUGGCCAUCAAUCACAAGCCUGCUAUGUAUACGCAACGUUCCCCCGAGGGUAAUUACAGUCUAAGCCUUUGGGCAACUUUGGUUAAACCGUGAUUAGUCUUGGUUCUUAUACGAGGUAGAAGCAGAGGAGCAUUCGGGGAGAGCAUAGCACUAUUUCGAAGCCUAAAACAACGGCUCCAGCGAUUUGUUAACGUUUGUUGUUCUGUCUACAAUGUUUGUUUGGCUUGGAAUCAUGUCUGUUGGGUCUGUAAAUCCAGGAAGACACUGAAACUCAUUUGACUAGGUUCUUAUAGGUAUUUUACUUUUCCGUAUUAAUAUAGAUGUUUUCCAUUGAUUUGUUAUUCUGAUGCCUAUCUGAAGCUUGCCUUGGAAACAUAUUUCUUGGAUCAGUUAUUCAAUAGUUACAGUCGAAACAUUCCAUUAAUCUGAUUAGACUUGGUUCUUAUAGGUCCUACACUUAUACAUACAUAUAUGUAUGUACAAAAAUAACAGUUUCUAUGAAUUGGUUGCGGCAAUCUCUCGUUUCUAUCGUAAAAAGCCUCCAUUUUAUAGCCGUAUUUCUUAGAAACCUCUAGAGACAUUUAAUCGAAGCACUGAAUUACUUUCAUUGUACUAGUUUUGUAUAAGUUCCCAACAUGUUUAGAGAAAUAUGAAGGGAUUCCCACUGUUCUUUAUUUAGCAUAAUUGGGGUCCAGAUGGGAUUUUAGAUUAAAAAAGUAUUGAUAAUUUUUAUUUAAUGGGUUAUUAUAGGUACUGAUCCUUGCUGAGACAAUAUUUCAAUUAAUUUUCAACGUUUCAGUACCCCUUUUUCCAAUAGGAUCUCUAUCUAAAACCCGUAUUUACCUUGAAAACCUUUGUCUGUCUGUCAGUCAGUCUGGGGUCCCUUAUUUUCCAAAAGGCUUUUCAUUGUUUGGCUCAUUAGGAGGCCUGUCAAAAUCAUUAACCAUAAAGAGUAUUUGCCACAUGUUAUUACUUAUCUACGAUUGAUGCGUUGGAACUGUGCCUCGCCACAAAAAGACGGGAAUUCCCCCCUGCGGUAGGACUCUGAACCCAGUUGAACAGUGGUUCCCCCUCAUAAAAGGCACUCAAAUCCCCACUCCUCCUCUGCUCCAAUUCCCACUCCCGAUGUCCACUAAUGAGCUCCACUAUGGUUGAAAAAAAAGAAAACUAAAACGGGGGCAGAAUGUGGUAUACAAAUAUUACCACCUCAUUGUCGGGGAUCGGGGGUUCAGUAGCCCACAGAGAGAGGCAAAUCAAAACGCGCCAUACCAAAACAUUAAAAACAUUAGCCACAAACGAAGACAAAGCAAACCACGCAGCCCACUAUCCAACCACUCAACCUCCAAUCGCAUUCCAAGCGUUUUGCCUCCACAUAGAAGACCGCCAGGAGUCCGCCUGUCCACCGGCUGUCGUGUCUGCUGGCAAUUUACACAAAUUCAAUAAACGACAAAAGCCAGUCAUGUACGUGGAAUAUGAAACGAGAACUGGGAAAGGUGUUGAGGUCUCUCCACUCGCGGUUUGCUUUGGACUCUUUUCGGGGGCUGGGAAGGAUUUUGUGUGGGAUUGGGUUGGCGCUCAUUAAAGUAUUUGAAUCGAUUUUAUGUAGUAUUAUCAAAUUAGUUGUGGCGAAGUCCCUCAUCGUUUGACGUUCUCUAUUGGUCGGAGCACUCCCUGAAGAGUGUCCCCUACUCGAGCCCCAGCCAUGCCCAUGUCCCUUUGUUGACACUCGAGGCCUGUAAUUUGUGUACAUAUUUGAGGAGAAAGUGACGCGCCGCGGAUGCUUUCUGGGCUGUUACAUGACAUAUUCAUAUUACUGCCAACCACCGGACAUGGCAUUAAAGUUAAUAAUGUAUUUCACUUGACACCACACAAUUUCGAUGGUCACACACGUUUUAUAAUUAAGCAGCUUUCAACUAAAUUAAAUAGUUAUGGGAUGGGAUGGGCUGAAGCGACAGUUGGUUGAGGGUCAGAGGUUAGCACGUAACCUGAAUUGAUAGGUAAAUGGGUUUUGCAACAGCCAAUCUAGUGGAUAAAUUGAUGGAAGAACUGUAGUCGGAAAGUAGAUUCUAGAUCACAAGGGAUUCCAUCUUUCAUUGAGUACAGUCGCCACAAGAAGACUCCGGAUGGUUCCUGAACUAUGUGAAUAUGUGGGUAUUCAAAAAGAUUCGGAUGGCCCAGAAUCAUUGAGUACAUAAUCAACGAUGAACAUGAAUCGGAUAAUUUUGAGUGUCACAAAUCGUUCGCGAUAUUCGGGGAAGAGGAAAGUCUAACAGGGACUUGAAAGAAGUGUAAUCUGUCAGAACCUAUAUAUUAGAACCUAAUAGUCGACUCACCCUUUUAAGUUCAUUGAAACCUCUUUGGUCCUUUCUUGUCCCUGAGUACAGUACCUUGAUAGCUCGUUGCCUUGAAACUAACAUGAUAUAUUUGGGUGCGAAAAACCCUAACCUAUAUUCGGAAACUCAUGGUGGGGUUUCAAAACAACCUUCCAGAAGCUAUUACUCCCCUAAAGUCUUCAAGGUGUUUAUAGACCCUUGGGAUAGGUUCAUGGAACUUUCCGCAGCUCAUUGAGUACCAGUACACAGUAAAGUAUCCAUUCGAUGACCUGACAUCGAACUCUUGUUCCCGCUCCCGGGAAAAACCUUCAAUGAUUUGCAUGCCAAGACACGCAGAGACUUUGGGGGUGUUCAAGUUCACGGCUUGAUUUAUGGCUCACGCCAACUGCUCCAGAGGUAAGCAGGACCCUUAAGGACUCUUAGGUGACCCAGCCCUUUACUUCAAACUCAUUCGGGACAGGACCUUGGCGCGCAAAUUUACAAAUCCAUUAGGACAGCGCGCCAGCGAGGGAGUUGCCGGGCUGAUGACAUUUUUACGAUUGUUGACAACAAAUUGACACAAUUUGUAAUGGUUUUGUUGGUUCCCAUCCCCGGCAGCCGGCAGGUCAUCAGCCAGGCCAGGCGGCACGUGUCCAUCAAAGGACAUUCGACCACUGACCACCAUCAAUUGGACAUGGCAGCCAGUGCGGGAGCUGGCAGUUGGUCGGGCAGUAGUGGAGGAAGCACAUCCUCCCAAGGUCGAGCCAUUGCAACGGCGCAAACCACGCAGGAUGAGCGUCUAGUGGUGGCUGUUCGAGUACGUCCCAGUUUGGAGGCCGCUGAGCGCUGCAUCGACGUGAUCUCCGGUGGAUCGCUGCUGUACGAUGAUGGCAGCAAGAAUCGUCCGCGGCAAUACUCCUACGACCAUGUGUUCCGGGAGAACGAUACACAGGAGCAGGUGUACAAGACGACCACGGCGCCGCUGGUGCGGGAUGUGCUCAGCGGCUUCAAUGCGGCCGUGUUCGCCUACGGAGCCACCGGAUCCGGAAAGACGCACACCAUGCUCGGCCCUGUGCCGCGCAAGAAGCCAGCGACGAGUGAUCGUGCCCCGCCCACUGCUGCCUCCGGGUGCGAGACGGAUGUAAGCAGCCAGGACAUCGGGCUGAUGGUGCGCGCUAUCGAGGACAUCUUUGCGCACAUCGAGUCCGUGGAGGAGGAGGGAGCUUGCAAGGUCUCCAUCUCGUAUCUAGAGAUCUACAACGAGCUCAUCCGCGAUCUGCUCAAUCCGGGAGGACCGCUGGAGCUGCGCGAAGAUAAUCGCGGACAGCGGAUCACGGUGGCCGGUCUAUCGGAGAUCACCACGUCCAGCCGCAAGGAGGUGGUGGGCCUUCUGAUGAAGGGUAACAAGGCCCGGACCAUGGAGCCAACGGCCGCCAACCAGACCUCCUCCCGCAGCCACGCCCUGCUCAGUAUCACGGUGCAGACGCGCACUCCGCUGGGCACCAAGCAGGGGCGUCUCUUCCUCACCGAUCUGGCUGGCUCAGAGCGAGCCAAGAAGACCAAGAACCGGGGCAAGCGACUCCAGGAGGGGGCCCACAUCAACCGCAGCCUCCUGGCGCUGGGGAACUGCAUCAACGCCCUGUCCGGUGGGGCCCGCUACGUCAACUAUCGCGACUCCAAGCUGACACGCCUGCUCAAGGAGGCCCUGAGUGGCCGCUGCAAGACAGUCAUGAUCGCCCACGUGGCGCCCGAGAGCAAGCACCGCGACGAGACGAAGAACACCCUCGUGUAUGCGGAUCGCGCCAACAGCAUUACCACCAAGCUGCAGAACUCUGUGUACAUUGACGAGUUCAAGGACUUCCCCACCAAGCACUACCAGAGCCUGGUCUCAGAGCUCCGCGACGAAGUCUCCCGCCUGCGCACCAAAAUGCUCACCGAUAGGCCUCGCAGCGGAAAAGCCGCGGCUGCAAUGGCAACAACAACGGCAACGGCGAUGGCGACGACAGCCAGCAUCCAGCAACCGCCAGUCGAGGUCGAGGAGCCGGACGAUCAAAGGAAGACGGAGCUGCGGUACUUGCGGGAGCAGAUUGUGCUUACCUUUAAGCAGCAAAUGAAGCUACGCCGCAAGCUCCUCGAGGCCGAGAGCCACCUCCUGGGCCUAGAGCUGGAUGCCGAGCGCCAGCACAUGAUCAUCUCCCACUGGCAGGGACGCAUUGGCAAGCUCUACGAUGCAAUGGGCGAGGAUGUCGAAUCCGAGGGUUCGGUGGCCCUGAAGAAUGCCUGGGGCGAGCUGGCGGCCAUUGAGAAGGAGAACAGACGCUACAAGGAGAUACGCGAGCGCACCGAGCAGGAACUGGAGCAGUGUCGCCAAAAGGGCGUCAAGCUGGAGGACGAGCUGCCGGAACGCAUCAGCAGCGACGAGGAGCGGGAACUGCUGGCCCUGCUCUGUCGCGUUCACGAGCUGGAGGCGGACAAGGUGUCCCUGCAGGCGGAGAGACUGGCCCGCCAGGCGGAGCUGCGACGACGUGACCUUCAGCUGCUCCGGGCCGAGAGGCAGCGGCGCCUGUGCGAGGACAUCAUCAGUUCACAGAGGCGGCUCAUCGAGGAGGGAAACGUGGACCUGCCGGACGAGCUGCGAGAGCUCUACGGCCUCUAUCAGCAGGAAAUCCAUGCGGGCGUCGUCACGCCUAGCACCAGCAGCUACGAGAAGAAGCUGCCGCCCAUCUACACAGCGGGAUCCGAUUCUCCAGGCUCCAGCUCUAGCUCGGAGUGGUCUCCUGCCUCUCCUUUGCCGCCCAUUGAGGUUCAAGCGGAUCCUGUCGAUCGCGUGAUGGGCCCACCUGUAAAUCCACGUCUGCCCCGACUCGCCACUGGAACUGCAGGCGGCCCCCGACGUUCAUCUCUGCGUAUGGCCAGGAAUACACAUACGCGGCCGCAUCCGUAGGAACGAUGCCAGCCACUGGAACUGGAGGUGCUCAGGAAUAGUUGUUACUAAGGGUUAGGAUUACACGCGGGUCUCUUUGAAGACGAUUUGCUUAAAAGCUCUACCUACUUAUUGUAUUAUAUAUUACCAUCUUAUAAAAGUAUCUUUGAUUAUAUGAAUAAACGAAUGGAUAGCUUAAAGACUAGCAAAGAAAUAAUAAG
This is a messenger RNA of Drosophila pseudoobscura, 6902 nucleotides long. It is a transcript of the gene Kif19A, whose product is annotated as Kinesin family member 19A. The coding region runs from base 4348 to 6702 and encodes 784 amino acids. The transcript has 5 exons. Gene Ontology annotation, biological process: microtubule-based movement. Lineage: Eukaryota; Metazoa; Arthropoda; Insecta; Diptera; Drosophilidae. The record is from RefSeq and is a predicted model, not a curated record. Gene Ontology annotation, molecular function: microtubule binding; microtubule motor activity; ATP binding.